This is a messenger RNA of Gadus macrocephalus (Pacific cod), 948 nucleotides long. It is a transcript of the gene ro60, whose product is annotated as Ro60, Y RNA binding protein. Gene Ontology annotation, cellular component: ribonucleoprotein complex. The record is from RefSeq and is a predicted model, not a curated record. Lineage: Eukaryota; Metazoa; Chordata; Actinopteri; Gadiformes; Gadidae. Gene Ontology annotation, molecular function: RNA binding. The transcript is spliced from 4 exons.
AUGAGUUUCCUGCCCGUUAAGUCUGUUGACGACGAAGACAUGACUGGAGAUCAGAGCUCUUUCGAUUAUUCAGAAGAGGAGCCUGACUCAAGAGCUGCUAACCCAGAUAAAUCUGACCAUUUUCCGAGGGAGCUGAACGACAAGGCCAAACUCUGCCGCUUCCUGUGCUAUGGUUCGGAGGGGGACACAUACACACCCAGAGAAGAGUUCCAGCCCCGCAUGGAGAGGGCUGGAGCCCUGCUCUCCCUGCUCCAGGAGGGCCGGGGCGGGGAGGUGGUGGAGGAGGUGAAGAGGUUUGUGGAAGGCGGCCACGUUGCCUGUCUUAACCCAUGCCUCUUUGGGCUGGCGUUGUGCUCCCAGUGCUCUGAGCUGCAGACCAGACAGGCCGCCUUCAAAGCCCUGAAGGAAGUCUGCCGGGAACCCUCUGACCUCUUCGCCUUCAUCCGGUACAAGAAGGAGCUGGUGGGGGGGAUGAGGUGUGCCAUGUGGGGCCGUGCGUUGGGGAAGGCUUUGUCCGACUGGUAUAACCAGCAGGACGCCUGGCAUCUGGCCGCCGCGGUAACCAAAUGUAAACAAAGAGCGGGCUGGUCCCACAAGGAUCUGCUGAGGCUCUCCCACGCCAAAGCCUCUAAAGACAGUGACGAUUGUGUUGAUUAAAACACGAAAGGAUGGAAGGAAGUGCAGGUGUUGUAUGCGGACCGGGAGAACCUUGAGGAGGUGGUCCAGGUGCUGGCCUACUUGGCGGCGGUGGAGAGGGUAAAGCAGCGCUGUGAUGAAGACGAGGUGGUCCUUCUCAUCGAGGUGCACCGGCUGGAAGUGGAGCAGCUGCUGACCGUACACCUUAAGUCCAAGCAGGUAUGGAGGGCCUUGUUGAAGGACAUGCCUCUUGGCUCCGUGCUGAGGAUUGUGGGUAAGAUGACCGCCGGGAGCCGGGAAGCUUGGACAUGA